AUGAGUUCCACGACUCGGGGUAUCCCCGCCACUCACCAGAUAAUGAUUUUAUCUGUGACGACGGCGCUUUUUACAGAAGCCGUUCCACAUGAAACUGAAGGUCCCCCUGAUCAUCGAGCGAUGAUGGCGGAGGCCGGUGUAUCGGCACAAGCUCCUGCUGAGCUACUACAGGUGGUGAAAUGUCUUUGUGAGACCGUUCAGCAGAUGCAGACUUGCCUUCAGUCAUUGGAGCAGAGCCGGAUCCGAGUGGAGAGGCUGCUUGACCUCUUGGUGCAGAUGAUAAGUGCCGAUGACCUCGGUGCAAGAGCCUUAGCAUUCACGUGGAACGGAUCCCAUGUGGCUUAA
Molecule: messenger RNA, 345 nt
Organism: Peronospora farinosa
Lineage: Eukaryota; Oomycota; Peronosporomycetes; Peronosporales; Peronosporaceae
Source: the annotation of a GenBank genome assembly